Molecule: messenger RNA, 331 nt
Organism: Ceraceosorus bombacis
Lineage: Eukaryota; Fungi; Basidiomycota; Exobasidiomycetes; Ceraceosorales; Ceraceosoraceae
Source: the annotation of a GenBank genome assembly
AUGCGCAGUCGUGAGUGCGGGUGCGGGUGUGAGAUUCUUAUAAUUACACGGCACGUAACUACCCGAGACGAGACCGCAUGACGACAAGCAGGGAUGAAUAGACCGUGGACCACGACGAAUGCAGCAUUUGGCUCCCUACUUGGCCUCUUCAGCGGCGAGCGGCACUGCCGAGAGAAGGGUAGCAGGCACGUGGCCCAGAGCAACAAGCGCCGCAAGAAUGCUCUCGAGCCUCCAAGGGACCCUGCAAAGCGGCCGAGAGAUAAGCGAGGGUGAAAACGCGCUAGUACGAGAUCUGCUUGCGGAGAGCAGCUGCGAUCUACUGUACUACUAG